AUGUACUUCACUAAGUCCUCCGUUGUUGCCUUCAGCCUUCUGGCUUCCUCUACUCUCGUGGCUGGCCAUGGUGCCAUCAUCAAGGCUACUGGUGAUGCUGGUGGUGCUGGCUCUGCCAUUGGCGUCGACCCCAACACUCCACGUGACGGUACCAACCGCAACCCCUUCCAGCAGGACUCCACCCGCUUCCGUGGCGAUGCUGCAGCCACAUGCGGUGAGACUCUUGGUGCAGGUGCCAACGACAUUCAGGCUGGUACCGCUCAGGUCAUGCAGCUCAACGGCCCCACCCUUCCCCAGGUCUCCCCUGGUGGCUCCCUCUCGAUGACUAUUCACCAAGUCAACUCUGACGGUGCCGGUCCCUACAAGUGCAUGAUCGACGCCAGUGGUACUGGUGCGAACUGGGUCCCUAUGACCGUCACCCAGAACCUCCCGGGUAACGACCGUGGCCGAAACAAGGACACUCAGCUGCAGGACCAGCCCCUCAACGUCCAGAUUGACGCUGCUCAGACCUGCACUGGAACCGUCGCUGGACAGAGCAAUGUCUGCAUGGUCCGUUGCCAGAACCCUGCUCGUGCUGGACCUUUCGGCGGCUGUGUUCCCGUUCAAAUGGCUGGUGCCGCCGCCGCCGCUCCUGCCGCUGGUGCUGCCGCUGGUGCUGCCGCUGGUGCUGCCGCUGGUGCUGCCGCUCCCGCCGCUGGCGGAGCUACUGGCGCUGGCGGAGCUACUGGCGCUGGCGGAGCUACUGGCGCUGCACCUGCUGCAGGUGCUGCCGCUCCCGUCGCCAACGGCCAGACUGCAGGCGCUACUACUGGAUCCAACACCGCUUCGUCCCCUGCCCAGCGCCGCAAGAACGCACCAGCCCUUACCGAUGACGACCAGCAGGAAGAGCUUGAUCUUGUCGACGGCGAGUUUUAA
Molecule: messenger RNA, 915 nt
Organism: Ascochyta rabiei
Lineage: Eukaryota; Fungi; Ascomycota; Dothideomycetes; Pleosporales; Didymellaceae
Exons: 2
Coding region: 1-915 (304 amino acids)
Source: RefSeq, a predicted model, not a curated record